Messenger RNA from Panthera uncia (snow leopard), 1992 nucleotides. RefSeq names its product NADH-cytochrome b5 reductase-like (gene CYB5R5). The coding region runs from base 154 to 1098 and encodes 314 amino acids. The transcript has 7 exons. The record is from RefSeq and is a predicted model, not a curated record. Gene Ontology annotation, molecular function: oxidoreductase activity. NCBI's taxonomy places the organism in Eukaryota, Metazoa, Chordata, Mammalia, Carnivora, Felidae.
CCGGGAGAGGGCGGAACCUGGAGUAACCUCUCGAGGAGAGGCGCGGGUGUGUAGGCUGACGGAGGAGCGGGCCUGGGCCUGUGGCCUCACAGAGUCAAACCUGCUCUGGGAAGAACACCCAGUUGUCCCUCCCAGGCCACCCAAGCCCCACGGAUGAUGGACGAGAGGGAGGAGGAGGAGGAGGAGGAAGCCUGGCUGCAGCUUCGGCCCGUGGAACCCUUGCCCUCCCAGUGCUGUGGCAGUGGCUGCUCACCUUGUGUGUUUGAUCUCUAUCACCGAGAGCUGGCGAGGUGGGAGGCAGUGCGAGCCAGCAAAGACAGGAGCCUGCUGAGUGGAGAGGAGUCACAGAGCUGCCCUUCCAAGCUGAACCCAGAGACCUUCCUGGCCUUCCGCAUCAGUGCCAUGGACAGACUCACCAAGGACACUUACCGUGUUCGGUUUGCACUACCCAGGAACAGCCGGCUCGGCCUGCGGCCUGGACAGCACCUCAUCCUACGAGGGAAAGUGGAUGACUUAGAAAUUCAGAGAGCCUAUACGCCCAUCAGCCCUGCCAACGCGGAAGGAUACUUUGAAGUUUUAAUCAAGUGCUACCAGACUGGGCUGAUGUCCCGGUACGUCGAGUCCUGGAGCGCAGGAGACACCGCUUUCUGGCGAGGUCCAUUUGGAGACUUCUUCUAUAAACCAAACCAGUACGGUGAGCUCCUCAUGCUGGCUUCGGGCACUGGCCUGGCCCCCAUGGUGCCUGUCCUGCAGAGCAUAACAGACAAUGCAGAGGAUGAGACUUUUGUCACCCUGGUCGGCUGCUUCAAGACCUUUGAGGGCAUCUACCUGAAAACCUUCCUCCAGGAGCAAGCUCGUUUCUGGAAUGUCCGUACCUUCUUCGUACUCAGCCAGGAGAACUCUCCGGAGCAGCUUCCCUGGAGUUACCGGGAGAAGACCCGCUUUGGCCGCCUGGCCCAGGACCUGAUUGAAGAGCUGGUUGGCUCCUGUCGGAGAAAGCCGUUUGCAUUGGUCUGUGGCUCAGCAGAGUUUACCAAGGACAUGGCCAGGUACCUGCUGUGCGCAGGCCUGGCCGAGGACUCCUGCUUCCUCUUCUAGCCCUCGCCAGGGUUCUGCCACUGGGACACUGGAGGAAGCACGGACUUGAGUCAGAAAACAUGAAGAGCAGGCCUGGCCCUGCCGCUAACUGGCCAGGUGACCUAGGUGAAGGAAGGUCUUUGCCUCUGCGCACCUCCACCUCCCAUCUACCCCACGGGGUGGCCAACUCCCUCAGGCAGACAUAUUGCUGUGUAGAAGGAGGAUGGGGCCACAGGAGCUCUUAGGAGGAGAGCUACCAGCCUGGGAGUCAAGGGCUCCCUGGAGAAAGGUCCAUGCUAAGCCGUGGGAUGGAUAGGAGUUGGCAGGAGAAGGUACAGGAGGAGCUUCCCAGGUUCCUUAGAUUAGGGGGCUUGGGGACCCCCAUCUGCCCCUGCCCUGUAAAAGUCUGUUCAAAAGUCUGCUUUCCCUGGAAGAUGUGUCUCCCUGCUGUGGCCUCAGGACUGGCUCAGAUAUGUUGCUUGCAAAUGUCUAGGGAAUGAGCGUAGGGGUAGCUAAGAGCUCUUUGGAGGAGGAACCUGCCUUAUGUACCUCCAGUGCCUCAAGCCUGACACAGCAGUCUCAGCUUCUGUGACCUGAUCACAUUCUCCGAGCAAGGUGGGCCCUGGAUUACUUUUAUUUCGUAUCGGGCCCAGGCCUUUCCUACUGCAAACAGCUUCACUCUCUGUCUCCCUUCCCCUGUCUCAAGAGCAAGAGUCCUUUCCUGAGCAAAAGAGAUAUGGAAACAAACACCCCUCCCUCCCGCAGGCAGCCAGCUCAGCCUGCCUUCAGCUCCUCCGGAGUCCUGGUGAUGGUUGCUAUGGAGAUCUAAAGAUAGAGCAGGAGUCAGGAGACCUGGGUCCUUCUCUCUGCUCUGCCCACUGAGCAGCUGCUGAUUCCGCUCCACCCCCGCUGCCC